This is a messenger RNA of Motacilla alba alba, 7657 nucleotides long. RefSeq names its product transmembrane protein 266 (gene TMEM266). Gene Ontology annotation, molecular function: monoatomic ion channel activity; voltage-gated channel activity. The transcript is spliced from 13 exons. Gene Ontology annotation, cellular component: plasma membrane. Bases 5613 to 7178 code for a protein of 521 amino acids. Gene Ontology annotation, biological process: monoatomic ion transport; transmembrane transport. Lineage: Eukaryota; Metazoa; Chordata; Aves; Passeriformes; Motacillidae. The record is from RefSeq and is a predicted model, not a curated record.
CUGAGGAGUCGCAGCUGUACUGAUCACCAAAGAUUAGGAACAGCUGCCCUUAACAGGCCACAGCUGUGUCCAAUGAGGAUGAGUGCUGCUGAAGAGUGGGUUAGCUGGUUCAGAAGGGAGCUGGAGUUCCUUGGCUGUACAGUGAAGGAGUCAGUGCUGUGAGGAGCUGCCCAUGAGAAAUCACCAAGAAGGUAUGGGACUUUUGCAAUAAGAUGACAGUACAUGGGACAAAUUGACUGGGAAAUACAGGUUUGCACAGUGCAUUUUGUCAAGAGAGGGAGGACUUUAUACCCUAGUGUCUCUGUAUUUCACAAGCUUUAAAAAUCACUUUAAAACAUACUCCCUUCUUGUUGGUGGUUAUGUGGGGCAGGAGUUUGCUCUCCUGGUGAUUGUCUAAUGAAAUUAAAUACUUAUCUUGGUUAUAAUACUAUCAUAAGGCAAUGCCAAGUGUUCUUUCCUAGAAUGAAAAUAGAAAAAAUGGAAGGCCAGUAUUCAAAAUAUGAAAUUAUAAAACGGAGGAUUCAAUAUUGCAAGAAAAGCUGAUAGCAGUGGUACUUUCCUUCCCUAGAUGGACAUCUGAUCUCGGGGCUUUUACUGGUUGUGUUUAAAUGGUUUACCAAAGCACAGUCUGAAGAAAGCUAUUUUUCUCUUAAUUUCUCUGAGUAUAUAAAGCAUACUGCAUGAACAACAUUUGGCAGAAGAGAAGCAAAAUGUAUCUGAAACCUUUAAUUAUAUACUGUAGGCAGCACUGUCUAGGUCAGAAGGCACCAUAUUAUCAAAUAACAUAUUACAGGUAUUCAGAACCUGCACAGUAUCUUGAUUAUUCACUGAAUAAUUGGUCUUUGUUAAGCAGAUAAUGGUACUGUUUGCAUUCAGAGCCUAGAUUUGAAGUAUAUGAUCUAGAAUAUUUGUAUUCAUCUGUUAUCCAGCUGAUGUAAGAACUAAAUAGAACAGAGUUCAGUAAAAGCUUCUAGGAUGGUAGUCUGCCUCUUGUGCUGUGCAUGUCUUGCUGACUGUAUCAUACCUGCAGUUCUGAAGCUGUUGAAGAGAUUUUUUUUUUUGUUUAUUGAAUUUAAUUUUGUAUGGGUGUUUCCAGCAAUGCUUGGGACCAUAUAGACUGUUUAAACAUAGACAGUAUUAAAAACCAAACAGAAAAUGCCCAGAAGAAUAGAACAGUUUGGAAGCUUUCUACUUGUUGAUGGGCAGAAGGGGAAGUGAAGGAGAAAAAGAGUACAAUUACAGGCAAAUAGGGUUUAUGAGAGAAAUGCCAUGUCUUUCUGUGUCACACACCACACCUUAUUGUGCUUAUCUAGAGGAGAGAGAGUAUUUCUGCUGUAUGAAUAUUUACUUAGGCUUUUUAAUCCUUGAAGAUCCCAAGAUAUGAUAUGAAAUUAUUGACUGCACUGUCAGUAGCUGGUUAUUUUUACGAGUAUGUCAGAAUAUGAGCUCAAGUAAGUUUGCAGGUUCCUUGGGCACUCAUUUAUGUAAGCUUAUGCUUGGAGGUGACUGUCAGCUUGGGAGAAUCCCCAGUGCUACAGUACUCUGUUUUGUGCAGGCUGGGGAGCAGGUGAUGAUGAACAGACCUUUCUUGUCUGGGUUUUGUCUUACCUUCUUUUUCCCAAGAUGGAGUUCAAAAGAAAAGCAGUAAGGUGAUUAAAUUACUGCCUUAAAGGACAACAAAAGUAAUCAAACCCACCCAAAGUAAUGUUUUUUUGUAUAAAGUGCAGUGUAGUCAGCUAAUCAAAACACAUGUUCUCUAUCUGUGACUGUUUAGCCUGCAGAAGAUCAGCCUGCCUUGCAGUAGGGAAGUUGUAUUUUCCAUAAGAGCUGAAUACCCAUUUGAGCUGUGAUCAGCACUCUGCCUUCCCUAAGGAGAUGGCAGUGAUUGUAGCAUUUAUCAUACAUAAAGGAAUCUGUCUUGCUCUAUAUAUCUGCCAAAAGACAUGUGAAAAAUAGAGACCAAGGCAGCAGCAUCCAUGAUCUCAGUAACCCCUCAGACAACAAGACUGAUGGUGAGUUAAGGAAAUCACUUCUUCCGUGCUCACCUGAGCUCCAUAUUUAGCCACAGCAAUAGUUUUGAGUUGGGUUGAUUUAGAAGCCUGUCUGUAAAGGAAUCUGCUAGCAGAAUAUUGGCUGAAAGGUUUGUGUAGUGCAUGAAGCUGUUGACCUGUGCUGCAGACACAUGAACUUGCAGGUGAAAACAAAUUCUUGUUCACACCAGAAAUUGAGUACCUGGAUAGAGUGCUGUGGCUUACAUUAAAAAUGGUUACUUGAAAAUUCAGUGACCUAGUGGGCAAGAGUUGGAAUUUUGGUGUUCAAGGAAAAACUGUAGUGCAUGCAAUUGUUUUAGUAAAAGCAAGGAGUUUGUCUGGGUUAUUCAGGAUUGAAGAAAUCACAGAAUGUAAUGCAUGUUCUGCUAUCAUCAAGCAGCCCUGUGUCUGAAGCAGAGACAUAAAACCAAGGGCAGAAGUUCUAUUCAGGGAAGAAAAGAUGGAGCAGAGUUAAGUUGCAGAGCACUUUUUUCAUGGAAAAGCACUGAAUAUUAGAAUUUUGCUUUAGUCCUCUGGUCUGUAACAUGCUAGCAGAAAUGAUGGAUCGGUGAUUCUUCUGACUUGGCAAGAUUAGGGCUGCUCCCUGGAAAAUGCAGCAAAAGAGCCUCAGAGGCUGCUCUGGGUAUGCUCACAGAUUUCUGUGCCUUUGCAAGGAAGGGAGAGACAAAGGACUUGCAAGCCAAGAUCAAAAUAAAAAAUGGUGUAUAAAAGGUGCCAUACAUGACCUGGUUUUCAAUUUCUCUGCUAAGGGCAAUGAAGCUGCAUGGUAUGUAAUUUCUAACGAUUUUUCCUUGUAUCAAGCUAAACUUUCCAUUCAUUUUUCCCUCUAAGGACUGAACUAUGAGCAUUCUUGUGAUUUGAGCAAGGGCAGGUCUAUAUGUAGCAGCAGCAGCUACUGGACCUACGUUUUGGACCAAGCUGCUUCCCUUCUUGCCAGUCAUGGUGUGUGGUGUCAAAGGUGCUCAAGUUGCUAAUUGCUAAUUUAAAAUCCAGAUGAAAGGAUGGAUGACAGCAUUUUUAUGCCCAUAGCUAGAGUUUGUGUAUCCCCUGUGCAAGGAGUAUGGCAGUGUUUUCAAGCUUAGAUUUUUGUCAGUUUUGAUAGUUUUGUGUUUGUUUUGGUGCAUGGAUCAGUAGGUGUUUAAAUUAGUUUACCUCUUUUUUCUAAGAUAUAGUUUUGCAUUUAUAUAAUAACAUAACAAUCAGUUAUAGAUUAUAUAUUACACAACUGAAGUGUCAGAGGAAGUCAUUCAGGUAUGGGUUAAUGAAAUAAGAUCUAGUAAAACUGUCCACUAUUACAAUUUAUUUACCUAGAAAAUCCUACUAAGUUUUAUCCUUAAAUAAGCGGGUAAGCUCUCUUUCCCUUCUCCAGUUUUCACAAAUUUCAACACUGUAUCUGCUGACAAAGUGAGUAGGUGGGGUUAAGAAAAGCAUUUCAGCCAGGUGGACUUCUAGUCAUAAUCUAUAAUGUGUGUAUGCACAUGUGGAUCCUGUAAUUUUUCUGCCUUCUGGGCUCUCAUUAAGUUCAUCCUGCUGCAGAGCUUGGAGUUUGAUUUGUACUUUCCACCAAGUUGUCUUUGGGAUAGCCUCUUAUCCCAUUGAUUUGCUGUGAUAUUUUUAUGCUAACUGUAGCAAAAGGAGGUGUUUAAGGAGAAAUAGUUAAAGAAUUUCAGAUGUGCUUUUCAUCUUCUGGACACAAACUGGUACAACAAAGGGGAGAAAAGUCAGCAUAACGUGACCAGCCAUCUCUGUAAGUUGUCAGUGGAGCAGAGUUUGAGAACAUCUGGACUGUGAAACGCACCUCUUGAACUUUCAUUGAUUGGUUCCUUAGGCUGCCAGCCAGGAAGUGUAUUUUUAGAUGCUUGCAGCAAAUUUUAUUGCAUGUGAGCAAAUGCCAGAUCCAUAGUUCGUCAGCUGCUGUUUUUCAGUAAGUAGGGAAAAUGGAUUUGGGUUUAAGUUAAAUAGUUAAUUUUAUGCUGCAUUGCAGCGUGCAGUUUGUGCAGCUGCACCUGAGUUAGCUUUAAACUGGACAGUGGCAACUGUCCACAAAGGCCAGCACACACUGUGGUAAUCCUGAGUGCCAAUCCAGAGAGGAAAACUAUUGGCCUGGUCACAGUAAAGCAAUCUUUUCUUUUACUUAGCCAUGGCCUCUGAAAGCAGAGAUGGGAAAAAUAUGUCUGUGUGUUUCAUUUUUAUGGCUUGCCAUAUAUUUUUUCCAGAAGAAAGGGAGGCAUAUUAAUUUAAUGGAAAAUGAAUGGGUUGACUCCUUAUAUGAGUGAAAUGUGAUGCAUGCAACAGUUACAUAGCACACAGGAGUGCAGCUAUUCCUUGGGAUUUUGAAACGAGGCACGUUCUUGUUAAAAGCAGGAGAAAAUAGUUCUGCCCACCAGCUGUGUGCUCUGCCUGCAGCAGUGGGCAGGGCAGUGGUGAAAUGUAAGUAAAGUGUGGGGAUGCCUGAACUGAUCUAAUCUCAGUGGUUGCCUUGGUCCCAUCUCGUUCCUGAAGGAUUCUGCUCUUGGCUGAGGGUGAACUGUGGUUUGGUCUGCCUGUGUUUUGCCCUUUGAUGCUACUUCUGAGUGGCAUCUCACUUCCUUCUCUCUGUUUUGUGCUCUGUAGAAGAGGGUUUCCAAUAUUACUGGUUUUUGAAAUUACUUGCUAAUGGAAUAUCUUGUCAAAACCUUGUUCAUAUUCCAUUCAAGACAGAAAUUUUCCUAUCCUGAAGCACUCCCUGUUUCUCAUGCUGUCUGUCCUGCAGUUUCUGCUGAACACAGAACCUUUCAGAAUCAGUGUGGUAGGGCCAUUAAACCAGCCUCUGUUGAUAAGGUAUAUAAUCUAUGCUUCUUCAAAACGGUGUGAUCUUAUUACUGCAAACAAUGCCUCAAAUUAGAUUAAGUGCUUUGGAGCAGGGGUUAUAUCACUUCAAAAACCACAUUCUAAAUCGCCUAAUGUGUCUAAGUAGCAUGUGAAUAACUAAAGUAUGGGCUAACUUUCUUCAUUUCUGUUCAUUUAAAAAUCACAGGAUUCUGGUUGUCCUUCUGGUGUCUUUCCCAUCUUGGGCUGCAGUGGAUUUUGUCAGCUCUCACUGAGAGCAGAUGCCUGGGACCAUCUGAAAGCUUUCUGCCCUCCACUGUUCAAGUGUUGUGAACUCUACAGUUCAUAACCUGUCAAUUGUCAACGUUGUUUUAAAAGGGAGGGCUGCGGUGAGUCCUGUGGAGAGCUCAGUCCCCGUCUCUCCUUCCGGGUGUCUCGGCGCUGCUGUCCCGGCCCGGUGAGCUCCUUGUGGCAUGGUAGCGAUCCCCGGGCUGCCAGCUGGACUCUGCUCCCUGCGGAGGAGCUGCCGCCCUCCUGCCAGCGGCUCCUUCAGGCCUGCGGCACAUUAUCUGGAAAAUGUGAAAAUGCAUUGGCUACAUUUUGCAUUUUUGUAAAAUUACAACACAUGAAAUAAAGCCUUGGAAAUGGCUCUACAAAAGAUAGACCUAAUCUUGCAAAGCUAGAACUUUAAUGCAGAGCAGCUGGAAGUAGUUAAAUAUUGGAACCACUGCUGAUUUGGUUGCUUCCUCCAACAUGACCAAUCCUCAGCCUGCAAUUGAAGGCAGUGUUUCGGAAGUUGAGAUCAUUUCCCAGCAAGUGGAAGAAGAGACCAAAAGCAUUGCUCCUGUGCAGCUUGUUAAUUUUGCUUAUCGAGAUCUACCUUUAGCUGCACUUGAUCUGUCUGUGGCUGGGUCCCAGCUUUUGCCAAAUUUGGAUGAGGAGUACCAAAGAGAAGGAUCUAACUGGCUAAAACCGUGCUGUGGGAGACGAGCAGCUGUGUGGCAGGUAUUUUUGCUCAGUGCAAGUCUCAACAGUUUCCUGGUAGCCUGUGUAGUAUUGGUGGUGAUUCUUCUGACUCUGGAACUCCUAAUAGAUAUAAAGCUUCUCCAGUUUUCAAGUGCUUCCCAGUUUGCAGGAGUAAUUCACUGGAUCAGCCUAGUCAUCCUCUCUGUUUUCUUUUCAGAGACUAUUUUGAGGAUUGUGGUCCUUGGCAUAUGGGAUUACAUUGAAAACAAAAUAGAGGUGUUUGAUGGUGCUAUCAUAAUCUUGUCCUUGGCACCAAUGGUGGCCUCAACAGUGGCCAACGGCCCCAGCAGCCCGUGGGAUGCCAUCAGCCUUAUCAUCACUCUGCGGAUAUGGAGAGUGAAGAGGAUCAUUGAUGCCUAUGUCCUUCCAGUGAAAGUGGAGAUGGAGAUGAUGAUUCAGCAAUAUGAGAAGGCAAAAGUUAUUCAAGAUGAGCAGCUGGAAAGACUAACCCAGAUCUGCCAAGAACAAGGGUUUGAAAUCAGGCAGCUGAGGGCCCACCUUGCUCAGCAGGAUUUAGACCUGGCUGCAGAGAGAGAGGCUGCCCUGCAGGUCCCACACGUGCUGAACAAGCAGAGCAGCAAGAGGUACAAGGUGGUGGCCACCGAAGACUCGGACGAUGAAGCCACCGAGAACAUCUCUGAGCUGCGACCUGCACGAGAAGAUGACAUGAAUAAUUACAUCAGUCGAUACUACAACGAGCCCAGCAGUGACAGUGGAGUCCCCGAGGCCGCCAUCUGUGUGGUGACCACGGCCGCCAUCGACGUGCACCGGCCCAACAUCUCCUCGGAGCUGUUCACGGUGGAGGUGCCGCUGCGCCUGGGCAGCACCGGGACCUCGGCCAGCCUCACGUCGGGCAGCGCCUCGCGCUCCACCGUCAGCUCGGGCACGCGGGGCUGCAGCGAGAGCAGCCAGACGCUGGGCUCGUCCCCGGACUGCAGCACGGCCUGCGAGGAGCCGCCCGCCACGGCCCGGCCCGAAGCGGCGCCCGCCCGGCAGCGCGCGGCCCAGGCCGUGGUGCAGGAGCUGCUCUCGUCCCUGUCGGAAGAAGCGUGCCUGGCGCAGAAGGGGCUGGAUCCCGUCAACCUGAAGCUGCCCAGCCCGGCCGGCUCGGUGGGGGCCAGCCCCGACCUGGGCCACCGGCUCAGCGUCUACAGCCGCAGGAACCAGGAGAGUCUUGAUGUCUUCCAGCUCAAGCCGCUCCUCGACUGCCCCCAGGGCGCCCCAAUGAUUGACGAGAAGUAUGGGGCGCUCGGGCCCCCAGAGCCACGGCUGGGCAGGGUUCCCGAGGCAUAGGGCCCGCCUGGGGGAACGGGGACUCCUGUGGGGGCACGCUCACCACGCUGGCCCAUGACGCUGCCACCGCUGAGGUGGCAGUGCUGAAGACAACCCGUGGCAUCUCCUGCAAUGGCCACCAGCCUAGGAUGAGGCCAGCAUCGCCUCUGCUCCCCCAGUGUCUGUGGCACAUGCUCUGCCACCAGCUCUGGGCCAGCUGGGACCUACAGUGGCCAUCUAGGAACAAUGGACCUUCCAGCAGCCUUAGGGCAGCAUGGACCCAUGGGGCCUGGAGGCACAGACUGUGCUGGGAACACCGUGGAACUUCCACCAGUCCAGGGCCAGCACGAGCCCCAUAGUGCCGGGGGCAGGACAGAGCUGCUGGACAGCUUGGGCCCAGCCUGGCUCCCCAGGUGGACCCCCCAGCCUGACCCUGCCCAGGGGCUGAGCGUGACUCGGAGGGGUGUGGAGAUGGGAAUAAACGCUGACAAACACAUGCA